AUGGCGCCUUCAGCAACAGACACCUCCUUCGCAGCCCACGUAGCAAGCCAAUUCCAAUCCUACGAAACAGACCGUCAAGCCUCAUCCAAAGAAACCCUCUACACCACCUCCAACGGCAUCCCCGUCGCCCAUCCCUACGAAACCCAACGAGCCGGUGAAAACGGGCCCCUUCUCCUACAAGACUUCCACCUGAUCGAUCUCCUUUCACACUUUGACCGCGAGCGUAUUCCCGAGCGUGUUGUCCACGCAAAAGGAAGUGGUGCGCAUGGUUAUUUUGAGUGUACGGACCCGCUGGAUGAUUUGUGCCUGGCGGAUAUCCUGUCGGAGAAGGGGAAGAGAUGUUCUGUUAGUAUGAGGUUUUCGACGGUGGGUGGUGAGUCGGGAUCGCAUGAUAUGGCGAGAGAUCCGAGGGGGUUUUCGGUUAAGAUGAGGACUGAUGAGGGAAACUGGGAUAUGGUCUUCAACAACACGCCUGUCUUCUUUUUGAGGGACCCGGCCAAGUUCCCUCACUUCAUCCACACCCAGAAGCGAGACCCAAGUACCCAUCUCACUCAUGCCGACGAUUCAUUCAUGUUCUGGGAUUACCUCUCCCAAAACCCCGAGUCAAUCCACCAAGUCAUGAUCCUAAUGGGUGACAGGGGGAUUCCGAAGAAUUACAGACAAAUGCAUGGCUAUAGUGGCCAUACUUUCAAGCUCAUUAACAAGGCUGGUGAAUGGGUUUACUGUCAAAUCCACCUCAAGUCCAUGCAGGGUGUCGAUUUUGUCACCCAGGAAGAGUCAGCUGACUACUCCCCAGAUCACUCACAAAAGGAUUUGUACGAAGCUAUUCAGAAUGGAGACUACCCUAAAUGGACUCUUGAGGUUCAGACCAUGACUGCCAAGGAAGCUGAGGAGUUGUGGGAGAAGCAAAAGAUCAACGUCUUUGACCUCACGCAUGUCUGGCCUCAGAAGCAAUUCCCUCGCCGCAAGGUCGGAGAGUUCACACUCAACGAGAACGCAAUCAACUACUUUGCGGAAGUUGAGCAGAUUGCUUUCAAUCCUUCUCAUCUUCCUCCCGGUGUCGAGCCAUCGGCCGAUCCCGUUCUUCAAUCCCGGUUGUUCUCUUACCCAGACACCCAUCGCCAUCGUCUCGGUGUGAAUUACCAGCAAUUGCCUGUCAACGCAACACGCACAGGGUAUCAAUUCGGUAACUUCCAGCGUGACGGCCAAAUGGCAUUCUAUAACCAGGGCGCACGACCGAAUUAUCUUUCCUCCAUUGAUCCUAUCAAAUUCCGCUCCCGCGCUGUGGAUCUAGACAAGACUCAUGGACAUUUCACUGGGGAAGCUAUCACAUUCCUCACCGAAAUCCGACCAGAGGACUUCAACGCCCCUCGCGCACUUUGGCGAAACGUAUUUGAUGAGCCUGCGCGAGAGAGGUUCAUCAACAAUGUGACCGGCAAGAUGAAGCUGUGUAAGCAGGAGGAGCCGUUGAAGCGACAGAUUGCCAUCUUCCGUGAGGUUGAUCCUGAGAUUGCGGAGAGAUUGGAGAAGUCAACCGGUAUCAAAGGAUACGAUGGAAUUUCUAACAUGGCAUUUAAUGGCACGCACAAUGGUAUGACUUCUGAUGGGAAGAACAAGCUUGCGAAUGGAAUUGUGGACAAGAAUAAGAGUCCUGCUGCACGCCAAGGUGCUCCUGGUUCUGGGGCCCAUGGCAGUUUGGUGACAAACGGAAAGUCGAACGGUGUAAAUGGACAUUAA
Messenger RNA from Fusarium oxysporum Fo47, 1737 nucleotides. Its product is annotated as catalase. Gene Ontology annotation, biological process: response to hydrogen peroxide; hydrogen peroxide catabolic process. Gene Ontology annotation, cellular component: peroxisome; cytoplasm; mitochondrion. The transcript has 3 exons. Gene Ontology annotation, molecular function: heme binding; catalase activity. NCBI's taxonomy places the organism in Eukaryota, Fungi, Ascomycota, Sordariomycetes, Hypocreales, Nectriaceae. Bases 1 to 1737 code for a protein of 578 amino acids. The record is from RefSeq and is a predicted model, not a curated record.